Messenger RNA from Letharia columbiana, 390 nucleotides. RefSeq lists its product as uncharacterized. Bases 1 to 390 code for a protein of 129 amino acids. Lineage: Eukaryota; Fungi; Ascomycota; Lecanoromycetes; Lecanorales; Parmeliaceae. The transcript is spliced from 2 exons. The record is from RefSeq and is a predicted model, not a curated record.
AUGACCAUGUUUCCCGAGAGCUCAACAUGCCAUCCUGGCAGGAACUACGAACAAAGAAACGUGAAACAAGAGUCCCAAGCUGGACAGCCGAUCGUCUUUAUCUCGAAGACGGAAAGUACCUGUGGAACGCCCUAUUGCAUGCCAACAGGAGGGAAACCCAUCGUUUUCUUCAACUACAGCUCCGUUAGCAGCGCCACCGCCUUCGAGCUCAGUCUAAUAAUCGUUGGUCUCUUCCGCACCCCAACCUUCACGUUGCACCACGUCAUCGUCAGAUACAUCGUUGAUCCGCUCAUGCGAAGGACAGGAUGCUUCAGCCCUCACGCCGAUGCAAAGUUGCGGUCCUUUCAUCACCGCACCUCCGAAUUGCAAAACAACGCCUUCAGCUCAUGA